Galdieria sulphuraria is the source of this 1537-nucleotide messenger RNA. RefSeq names its product protein phosphatase. The record is from RefSeq and is a predicted model, not a curated record. Gene Ontology annotation, molecular function: protein binding; protein serine/threonine phosphatase activity. The transcript has 8 exons. The coding region runs from base 34 to 1506 and encodes 490 amino acids. Lineage: Eukaryota; Rhodophyta; Bangiophyceae; Galdieriales; Galdieriaceae. Gene Ontology annotation, cellular component: cytosol; nucleus.
AGGUUGUGUUGUGGUAGUCAACAAAAGUGAGAAAUGAAAGAUACUUUGUGGAAAGAAAAUCACUUCCAAGAUAAUAUACCAGACGCAGAUUCUAUUCAAGUGGAUGAUAUUCAGACUCGUGCAGAAAAGUUACGUCAACAGGCCAAUGCAGCUGUUGGCGCCAAAAAAUAUGCACAAGCUUGUGAGUUGUAUACACAAGCUAUUGAAUUGAGUCCUUGUGCCAUACUUUAUGCCAAUCGUGCCCUCGCUAGAACCAAGAUGGAAGAAUAUGGAUAUGCUUAUAUGGAUGCUUGUAAAAGUAUCGAAUUGGAUUGCCAUUAUCCUAAAGGCUAUUAUCGACGUGCAGUAGCCAAUUUUGCGCUUGGAAAGUAUAAAGCUGCUUUAGAAGACUUUAAAAAGGAGUGUGAAAGGAGAAUUCGAGAACAAGCUUUUGCCAAAGCAAUCGAUUCGGAUGCUGUGAAGCCAGUUUCUUUGUUUGAAACCAUCGAUUAUGAGUCCAUCAUAGUAGAAGAUAGCUAUCAAGGUCCUACAUGGGAACAAGAGGAUAUUUCAGAGUCUUUUUGUUACGAGUUGAUAGAAUAUUUGCGCAAUCAAGGUAAACUUCAUAAAAAGUAUCUAAUCAAGUUAUUGGUUUAUGCCAAACGAUAUUUGGAUCAAUUGGACAAUAUCGUAUCUUAUCAAGUAAAAGAGAGUGGAAUUACAGUUUGCGGUGAUACUCACGGACAAUAUUAUGAUUUAUUGAAUAUUUUUCAACUCAAUGGCUAUCCAUCACGUGAUAAUCCUUAUUUGUUCAAUGGUGACUUUGUUGAUCGAGGUUCCUUUAGUGUUGAAGUUAUUAUCACUUUAUUAACUUUUGUUUGUUAUGAUCCUCUUUGUAUGCUACUUAAUCGUGGCAACCAUGAAAGCAAAAAUAUGAACAAAAUUUAUGGAUUUGAAGGAGAAGUGAAAACAAAAUAUAAUGAAACCAUUUAUUCAUUAUUUGCUGAGCUUUUUGAAAGUCUUCCAUUGGGACAUUUAUUGAUUGGAAAUGAAAAGGGAAACAGAAAACAAGUAUUGGUUAUUCAUGGAGGAUUAUUUAGUCGAGAUGGUGUCUUAUUGGAAGAUUUACAACAUCUUGAUAGGCAUAGAGAACCUGAUCAAGGUCUUAUGGCAGAAUUAUUGUGGAGUGAUCCUCAAAAGGAAAUGGGUUGGGGAGUAUCUAAAAGAGGAAUUGGCGUAUCUUUUGGACCAGAUGUUACUUGUAGGUUUUUAGAUGCCAACCAAAUUGCCUUGUUAGUUAGGAGCCAUGAAAUGAAGGAACAAGGAUAUGAAGUAGAAGCAGAUAAUCGAUUGAUUACUGUGUUUUCUGCUCCCAACUAUUGUGACCAAAUGGGUAAUCUUGGAGCUUAUAUUCGAUUUUCUUCAACAUUGGAACCUCAGUUUUAUACUUUUGCACAAGUUCCUCAUCCCAAUGUUCCACCCAUGGCUUAUGCAUCCAAUGGUUUAGGUUCCAUGGGAUUGGUGUGAGGAAUCUCCAACAAAUCGAUAGAUUCAAGUG